This is a messenger RNA of Penicillium macrosclerotiorum, 1554 nucleotides long. RefSeq lists its product as uncharacterized. Bases 1 to 1554 code for a protein of 517 amino acids. Gene Ontology annotation, cellular component: plasma membrane; fungal-type vacuole membrane. Gene Ontology annotation, biological process: transmembrane transport. Gene Ontology annotation, molecular function: transmembrane transporter activity. The record is from RefSeq and is a predicted model, not a curated record. The transcript is spliced from 4 exons. Lineage: Eukaryota; Fungi; Ascomycota; Eurotiomycetes; Eurotiales; Aspergillaceae.
AUGAGACCAGACGAUAUUGAAAAGGUCCAUGGAUCACCAUCUCUCCACAGCGUGAGCCAGCAUGAGCUUGAAAACAGCCCCUCGAAUGACGCUAUCAAUGAUAAAAUCCCGGAUCGAAAUCCACAGUCCCGAUUCCAGCGAUGGACCUCCGGACUGAAAGAAGUGUUCCAAGGCGUGGAAACACGCGGCAUGGAGCCGGUGCCUCUGAAUGAGCGCCAACCCGUCACAGCCUCGACCUCGUUGCAUAUGCUGCUGAUGUGGUUCAGCAUGGCAUUGGCGACGAAUAAUAUCAUUGUGGGAUCCAUGGGAACUCUCGUGUUGGGGCUGAGCUUCAAGGAUGCGGCUAUUUGUGCGGUACUGGGCAAUGCCCUCGGAUCCUCGACCGUGGGAUAUAUGAGCACUUUCGGUCCUCGAAGUGGGAAUCGUACUUUGAUUGUGGCUCGCUAUUUCAUGGGUUAUUAUCCCAGCAAAGUCUGCUGCGCACUGAACAUCUUCACCAACAUCGGUUACAGCAUGUUGAACAGUGUGGUGGGGGGUCAGAUCCUCUCCAAGGUCUCCGGCGGGCAUAUCUCGGUGCUGGUGGGGAUCGUAGUGGUGGCCGUCGCCAGCUGGGCCAUGGCCUCGUUUGGCAUGCGGAUCUUCCAGAUCUAUGAACGAUUCGCUUGGUUGCCCCAAUUGAUGGUGCUUUGUGUGAUGCUAGGCUCGGCCGGUCCACACUUCGACUUCAACGUUCAUGCCGAAGUCUCCCAGGGACAUCUCAAUGCCAAACGGGUGACCUUCUUCUCGCUGUGUCUGUCCAUUGCCCUGGCCUGGGCCCCAUUGGCAGCCGACUACUAUAUCUACUAUCCGCCGCACUUCAAGCGCUGGCGGACCUUCAGCUUAACGAUCCUUGGCUGCUGCCAGGCGAUGAUCAUCACGCUGAUGCUGGGCAUCGGCAUGGGCACGGUGCUGGCCAGCUCGCCCGUGUACACGGCCAAGUACGGCAGCGAUCCCGGGGGUCUGCUGAUGGCCGCGUAUGACGCGCUCGGAGGGUUUGGUAAAUUCUGCGCCGUGGUCAACGUGCUCGCGCUCGUGGCCAACAACACGCCCGGGGCAUAUUCGAUGGGGAUGAACUUCCAGAUGCUGGGCGGCGCCUUCGAGCGCGUGCCACGCCCGGUGUUCACCACCCUGACGACCGUGGUGUACACGGCUUGUGCGAUGGGCGGGCGCAACUCGCUGUACCAGGUGUUCAAGAGCUUCCUGCCGCUGAUCGGGUACUGGGUGAUGAUCUGGCUGACCAUUGCGAUCGAGGAGGAUUUACUUUUCCGCCGCCGCGUGGGCUACGACUGGUCGGCGUGGAAUCGCCCGCAGCGAUUGCCCAUAGGAAUUGCGGCGGGCGUGUCAUUUUUGGUCGGAUGGGCGGGAGCGAUCCUGGGAAUGGAUCAAGCCUAUUAUAGCGGCAUCAUCGGGCGAAUUGCCUCGGGCGCCGAUCUGGGACUUUGGAUGGCCGCCGCCUUCACGGCGGCGGUCUUCCCGCCCCUGCGAGUGCUCGAACUAUGGUUCUUCCGGCGCUAA